Messenger RNA from Adineta steineri, 408 nucleotides. The record is from the annotation of a GenBank genome assembly. NCBI's taxonomy places the organism in Eukaryota, Metazoa, Rotifera, Eurotatoria, Adinetida, Adinetidae.
AUGUCUUCGGAUGAAUCUAUUGAAUCUGCUCAAAGAGCUGUUCUAGAAGAAGUAACAAAACAUGAAUAUGAAUUGCAUCAUGUUGAGCCCCCAGCUGAAUCAUUAUCAACAACACAAGCUAAAGUCUUGAUAGAAGUUCAAGGUGGUAAACAUGAACUACAUCAUAUUGAACCACCAGGUACACCAUUAUCAACAACACAAGCUAGAGUAUUACUCGCAGUUCAAGGUGGUAAACAUGAAUUGCAUCAUGUUGAACCACCAGCUGAAUCAUUAUCAACAACACAAGCUAAAGUUUUAAUAGAAGUUCAAGGUGGUAAUCAUGAAUUACAUCAUGUUGAUAAUCCUCCAAAAGAUGGAUUAAGUGAUGCUGAAAAACAAGCUUAUUUGGAAGAGAAACAAUCAAAUUAA